Messenger RNA from Cannabis sativa, 1230 nucleotides. RefSeq lists its product as uncharacterized. The transcript has 7 exons. Lineage: Eukaryota; Viridiplantae; Streptophyta; Magnoliopsida; Rosales; Cannabaceae. The coding region runs from base 1 to 1230 and encodes 409 amino acids. The record is from RefSeq and is a predicted model, not a curated record. Gene Ontology annotation, molecular function: microtubule binding.
AUGGACUCAGAUCUCUCGCUCUUCGAAUUCGCAGCCGAAGAUGAUUCCCUUCUCCAACAACCCCUUAACCCCAAUGCAAUCGAAACCCACUCCAUCCAUCAUCACACUCCUACUUCUCCCGUUUUCAUUUGCUCUCCUCUCCAAAUCCCCACUUCCAAUCCCAUUUCUACAGACGGUAUUGAAGAAGAUACGAGUCGUUCUUCAUUGUGUAGCGAUAGUACUGUAAAUAAAGAGAACAAAGAAGAAGGAAUGGAACCGAAACAAAUCAAAAGGAAGGGAAAAGGAAGUGGUUACAAUUUACGCAAGAGCUUAGCUUGGGAUAGUGCUUUCUUUACUGAAGAAGGUGUUCUUAAUCCUGUGGAGUUAUCUUUGUUAACAAUCCGGGAAGAAGACACAAGCUCCGCGAGUGGUGCUGCUUCAUCCAAUCUUAGGGACAUUGAUGAAAAUUUGUUCACGGAAUUGCCUGCCACUGCUUCGGGAAAAUAUAGGAAAAAUGGUGGCAGUAGCUUGGUGCCGAAGAAUAAUUCACCGGUUAGAAAAAAUGGUGCUCCUUCUUCGGUGGCUAAACGGAAGGUGGUUUCAGCCCAUGAUGUCAUUAGAAGUUCUUCAAAACGAACUGAUUGUCCUGGACCUGUGGCUUCAUCUUCAUAUCCUUUACAAUAUAGGCCUGCGAGUUUGAUUACAACAAAAACAUCAUCAAAGGAUUCAAAAGUUUCUAAGUUACCAGCUCCAAAGAUAAAUCCUCGUGCGUCCAUUAAGACAUCCAAGAUUUCUACACUUGGUGCAAGCGAGUCGAAACGGAAUCAGACAACUUUGCCAGUAGUAAAUAUUCAAAAACCUUCUGUACUCAAGGGCUCCUCAAGCAAUACAAAGAGCAGGAGUGCAUUAAACAGUCCAAAAGUUGGUCCUGCAGGAAAAUCAAUAACUACUAAGACCUCUCUUGGACAAGCUAAAAGAAAUGUGGCUAGCUCAGUAAAGGGUUCUAUAAAUUUACAACAUCCUUUGAAAAUUGAAGUGAACAAUGCUUUAGAUGUGAGCUUCCAUACUUCACUUCCUCCUGCUGUUCUUGUAUCAAAUAGUCAUACUAGAGGACCCAGAACUGCAAACACUCUCCCCAAAAAUACUUACCAUACUGGUCUUAACAAGCAACCUACUCAACUCCCAACAGCACCAAAACCAUCAGGUUUGCGGAAGCCAUCUCCAUCUCUUGGAUUCUUUGUUCAGGUAUAG